CUUCCCCUUCCCCCGUCUCUCUCUGUCAAGGCAAAAAAAAAAGAAAAAAAAAAAAGAGGAGACAGUACAAAAAAAAGUCUGUGAACAAUGGUUUUGGGUAAGCCAGCUUUGGCGAUCCUCUUCCUGGCGACGAUCGCCGUCUCGUCGGCGAUAGACAUGUCGAUCAUCUCCUACGACGAGAAGCACCACGUCUCCGGCGGCGGCCGGAGCGAGGCGGAGACGGAGGAGAUGUACGAGGCGUGGCUCGUCAAGCACGGAAAGUUCUACAACGCCCUGGGGGAGAAGGACCGGAGAUUCGAGAUCUUCAAGGAUAACCUCCGAUUCAUCGACGAACACAACGCGAGGAACCUGACUUACAGGCUCGGUCUGACUCGGUUCGCCGAUCUGACCAACGACGAAUACCGAUCCAUGUAUCUGGGGGCUAAACCUCACAAGAGGACCCUCAGGACCAGCGAUCGGUACCUGCCGCGUGUCGGCGACGCGAUCCCUGACUCCGUUGACUGGAGGAAAGAAGGUGCGGUCCCUGAGGUGAAGGAUCAGGGCGGCUGCGGGAGUUGCUGGGCGUUCUCAGCGAUUGGAGCCGUUGAGGGCAUAAACAAGAUUGUGACAGGAGACUUGAUCUCGUUGUCGGAACAAGAGCUGGUUGACUGUGACACAUCAUACAACCAAGGUUGCAAUGGAGGUCUCAUGGACUACGCCUUUGAUUUCAUCAUCAACAAUGGUGGUAUUGACACCGAUAAGGAUUACCCCUACAAGGGUUCUGAUGGUCGUUGUGAUCAGAACAGGAAAAACGCCAAGGUGGUUACCAUUGAUUCCUAUGAGGAUGUACCCGUCAACGAUGAGCAAGCCCUGAAGAAGGCAGUUGCUAAUCAGCCUGUUAGUGUCGCCAUCGAGGCCGGUGGCCGCGCAUUCCAGCUCUAUAACUCGGGUGUUUUCGAUGGAAUCUGUGGAACAGAGCUAGACCAUGGGGUUGUAGCUGUAGGGUACGGAACCGAGAACGGAAAAGACUACUGGAUCGUGAGAAACUCGUGGGGGAAAAGCUGGGGAGAGAGCGGAUACAUAAAGAUGGCACGGAACAUCGAAGCUUCGACGGGUAAAUGCGGAAUCGCGAUGGAAGCAUCGUACCCGAUCAAGAAGGGUCAGAACCCGCCAAACCCGGGACCUUCCCCGCCAUCUCCAGUGAAGCCUCCGACCGUUUGCGACAAUUACUACACGUGUCCCGAGAGCAGCACUUGCUGCUGUCUGUUCCAGUACGGAAAGUACUGCCUCGCCUGGGGAUGUUGCCCGUUGGAAGCCGCCACUUGCUGUGAGGACAACUACAGCUGCUGCCCUCACGAUUAUCCUGUCUGCAACGUCCAGCAAGGAACCUGCCUUAUGAGCAAGAACAAUCCAUUGGGCGUGAAGGCAUUCAAACGAAUUCCAGCGAAUCCGAUCUGGUCGCAGGGCAGGAAGAACAUUGCUUAAGACAGAAGCCAAGGGAGACAUGAAGAGAUUUAUCUUCAUCUUCAUCAGCCUCUAUGUUGUAUUGUUCUUCCAAAUCUUGUAAAUAACUCGUUUCAGUUUAUCAUUUAAAAAAAAAAAGAACAGAUUGAUUUCAUAAAAAAUUAAGCAUUAUCAAAUUUAAAUUAUUAAUGUUAUUAUGCUUGUACCCUU
This is a messenger RNA of Tarenaya hassleriana, 1653 nucleotides long. Its product is annotated as cysteine proteinase RD21A-like. The record is from RefSeq and is a predicted model, not a curated record. The transcript is spliced from 5 exons. Gene Ontology annotation, molecular function: cysteine-type endopeptidase activity. Gene Ontology annotation, cellular component: lysosome. The coding region runs from base 88 to 1464 and encodes 458 amino acids. NCBI's taxonomy places the organism in Eukaryota, Viridiplantae, Streptophyta, Magnoliopsida, Brassicales, Cleomaceae.